Molecule: messenger RNA, 1296 nt
Organism: Cyclocybe aegerita
Lineage: Eukaryota; Fungi; Basidiomycota; Agaricomycetes; Agaricales; Hemipholiotaceae
Source: the annotation of a GenBank genome assembly
AUGUGCAUCCUCCAAAUCACCAGAACUACUGUCAACUGUUUAUGGAGGUAUCCGAACCUCGAGAAUAAUCCGGACAAAUCAGGAAUCAGAAAUCUAAGUCUGCUUUCAGGCGUCCAUAGGCGUCUAUCUGUGUAUAUGACUAGCGCUAUAUAUGUAGUCCAAGUUGGCCGUGCUGAUUCGGCAGGCCAGGAACACCGAGACGGCUGCCACUGUCCGCAAACCGCUCAAAAUGUUAGAGCGAUCCUGUGCCGACCUAUCCGGACACCCCUCGCCCUUCUUCCCUCGCCCACCAUGUUGAGCGCUGCUGCACUCGUCGUCCUGGGCCUGUUGCCGUACGUCGCCUCGCAAUCGAAUGUCACGGCCCCGACGUGCCAGCCAGGGUUCGAUUGGGCCUUCAGUUCCACCGGCCAGAGUCCGUGCGAGAUAGCAGCAGAACUAGGGGGUGUUUGCGUUGGUGGCCAAUUCAGACUCCAGCCGUUGGACCCAGGAUUCGUCUACCUUGGACCUCCUCAAGACAACGCCAACUCGUGUAGAUGCAGCUCGGUCUACUACUCCCUUCUGAGCGCCUGCGCCCUCUGCCAGGACCGCAGCUUCAUCAGAUGGUCCGCGUACAACGGUAAUUGCACCACCGUUUAUCUCCAAGUGUACCAGCAAGCCAUCCCGGUUGGCGUCAAGGUGCCGAACUAUGCCUAUCUAGACGUUUCGGAGGGGGACACAUUCAAUGCUACUGCUGCCCAAGCUGACAAUGGUCCUGAAUCGACCCGUCUUCCCUCCGCUACGGGAACAUCACCCGCAGUCAACACUAACGUAGGGGCCAGUUCAGGAGGAGGGAGCUCGAACGCUGGUGCAAUCGCUGGAGGAGUGGUCGGAGGGGUGGUUGGGUUGGCGAUCAUUGCAGGUCUCAUUUUCUGGUUUCUGCGGCGCAGAAAAGCGUCCAAGGAUCAACUCCCAUCAGCACCCCCGUCCACAUUCGAUCCUGGUAUGGGCCAGGUUCAGACCGCCUAUACCGGAACUACGUUCCCUUCGACAUACCCAACAACACCUGCUCCAACAGGCUCGCCUGGAAAGAUUUAUGACCCCAAUGAUCCCUCGACGUUCCCCACUGCUGAAUACCCUGCAUCAUUUAACCCUUACACUACCCCCUCGCCGGAACUAAACCAGCAACAUCAAGCUUCCUUCAAUGGCCAGAAUGUGCAGCAGCACAACAUGCAGCAUAACUAUACCGGCAACAGCUCUCAAGCGGGACUGCAGAUGCCCGCUGCUCGUCCUCAUUAUACCGGAGCGCCUGAACUCUGA